UAUUCACAUCAAUCGACGUAUUGUAAUUUAAAACUGGGAUAUUUCUGGGCACCUAAUAUCCGUGCUUUGGGUCCCAAGCCUCUGGUGUCAUUGGCGAAUGACCGAAAAUGUCCCACUGUAGGUUAUUUGGCAGGCUGCUUUUGCAGCAAAGUGGCGUCAGGCACUGCUACACAGGAUCCAGACAGAACCUCUACAUCACAAAGAACACUAAGGUCAUCUGUCAAGGUUUCACAGGAAAGCAGGGGACAUUUCACAGUCAACAGUCUCUUGACUAUGGAUCGCAGUUAGUCGGAGGUGUGUCUCCUGGCAAGGGAGGCAAAACUCAUCUUAACCUGCCUGUCUUCAACUCCGUCAAGGAGGCGAAGGAAGGCACAGGAGCUGAUGCCACCGUGAUAUAUGUGCCCCCUCCAUUUGCUGCAGCUGCCGUCAUCGAGGCCAUUGAUGCUGAGAUUCCCCUGGUGGUGUGCAUCACUGAGGGCAUCCCCCAACAGGACAUGGUGAAAGUGAAACAGAGACUCCUGCGCCAGAGCACCACUCGCCUCAUCGGGCCCAACUGCCCGGGGGUCAUUAAUCCUGGAGAGUGCAAGAUAGGAAUCAUGCCUGGCCACAUUCACAAAAAAGGAAGGAUCGGUAUUGUUUCUAGAUCAGGCACUCUGACAUAUGAGGCCGUGCACCAAACUACACAGGUUGGCCUUGGCCAAUCCCUCUGCAUCGGUAUUGGCGGGGAUCCGUUCAACGGUACAAACUUCAUAGAUUGCCUGGAGGUGUUCCUGCAGGAUCCCAAGACAGAGGGCAUUAUCUUAAUUGGGGAGAUUGGAGGCGACGCAGAGGAGAGUGCAGCAGACUAUCUUCAACAACACAACUCGGGUGCGAACGCCAAGCCCGUGGUGUCCUUCAUCGCUGGGCUUACUGCCCCUCCCGGGCGUAGGAUGGGUCACGCCGGUGCUAUCAUCGCUGGCGGAAAAGGAGGCGCCAAAGAGAAAAUCGCUGCCCUGCAGUCGGCUGGAGUUGUCGUCAGCAUGUCCCCCGCCCAGCUGGGCAGCACUAUGUUCAAGGAGUUUGAGAAGAGGAAGAUGCUGUGAGCAGUUUGAGCAGAUGUGUGACUUCCAAGAUGAACAACCUGAUUCUGGAUGUGCAUAUGCCCCCAUUCUCUAACCCUGAUUAUCUCAGCCACCAUAAGCACAUAUUCUGUGUUUAUAUUGUAAUUCUGUUGAACUUGCACACAAUGAAAGAUAGAAAGUAUCUUGCUGAUAUUUAAAAGAGGUCCAUUAUACACCAUGUCAAAGCUUUGCAGAUUUUCCCUUGCUCCACUUAAUGUUAAAAGCUGAGAUAAGACUGCCAUUGUAACUUUAGGUUGACCUUAUCUGUUAUUGUAAGAAGUGUAUUCCAUCAUUUGUAAAUGGCUGCCCAUCUGAAUAAGAUCUAUUUCUCAUCAUCA
Molecule: messenger RNA, 1438 nt
Organism: Syngnathus acus (greater pipefish)
Lineage: Eukaryota; Metazoa; Chordata; Actinopteri; Syngnathiformes; Syngnathidae
Gene: suclg1
Product: succinate-CoA ligase GDP/ADP-forming subunit alph
Exons: 9
Coding region: 108-1082 (324 amino acids)
Biological process (GO): tricarboxylic acid cycle
Cellular component (GO): mitochondrion; succinate-CoA ligase complex (ADP-forming)
Molecular function (GO): succinate-CoA ligase (GDP-forming) activity; succinate-CoA ligase (ADP-forming) activity
Source: RefSeq, a predicted model, not a curated record